Daucus carota subsp. sativus is the source of this 3459-nucleotide messenger RNA. RefSeq names its product ubiquitin carboxyl-terminal hydrolase 15. Lineage: Eukaryota; Viridiplantae; Streptophyta; Magnoliopsida; Apiales; Apiaceae. The record is from RefSeq and is a predicted model, not a curated record. Gene Ontology annotation, molecular function: cysteine-type deubiquitinase activity. The transcript has 13 exons. The coding region runs from base 462 to 3290 and encodes 942 amino acids. Gene Ontology annotation, biological process: protein deubiquitination. Gene Ontology annotation, cellular component: nucleus; cytosol.
ACUGAAAAACCUGGUAACAUAUAAACUAAAAGUACAGAGCUGGACCCACUUAAUUGUUUAAAGACAAAUAGAGCAGAGUAGGAGAGAGAGACGGACACAGAGAGGAGAGAGAGAGAGAGAGGGGUGAGAGAAGAGAGAAUAUAUACAGAAUGAAUUUGGACCUAAACAUUUGGUCACAAAGCCUUCUGAAUCUCUCUGUCUAGUGGGGGUGCAAACUGUGAAAAAAAGAAUCAUAUACACUAUACAUAUACAUAUCUAGUGAGACUGAGAGUGAGUGAGCAGCUGUGUGUAUGUGUUUGUUUUCUUGCCAUUUCAAGAAUCAAAGAAUCUCUACACCAAGAGGAGCUUCAAGUGAAAUGUGGGGGUUUCUUAAUUUUUCUUCUAUUUGGUAAAGGCAAAUAAGAUGGCCUUUGAGGUGUAAUUCAGAUAGGAUUGUUGGACAUGAGUUUGCUGAUUCGGAUAUGCUUGAGCCAAGAGAAACUGAUGUACCUGCCCUCUUUCUGUUCUUUGUAGUGCUUCCUUUGGUUGCUUAUUUCUUACUAGGAAGAUGGAGUGAGGUGUCGAAGAAGAAGGAAAGAUUAAGUUUACUGACACAUUGUGCUGGUGAUGAAGUUUUCACUACCGAACCCUUGAGUGCUGCAACUCUUAUCCCUCUUGUACAAUUACCAAAGAUUAAUGUUCAUGAAUGUGCGAGAUGCUAUGCUCCAGCUACAACUCGCUGCUCCCGUUGCAAGUCUGUUCGCUACUGUUCUGGAAAGUGUCAAAUAAUUCACUGGAGGCAAGUUCACAAGCACGAGUGCCAUCAAAUGGAACAGAACAGCAGCAGUUCCUCUCCUAAGGCUGUCAUGAAUGAAAAGCUUCCUCAGGACAGGAUCUUAUUAGAUGGCAACAAAGAUUCUCAGUGCUUUGGAGAUGAACUCAGGCAGUCUAGGCAGGAGAAUAUACUUGACCAUCAUGGUUAUCACCCUAAUAGCACAAUAUCCUCAGAAGCUGCUACUUGCAUGGGGAAGGGUACCUCUAAACCCUACUCGAUCAAGAGAAGAUCUGUAGACAAGCAGGUUUCUCGUAAAUUUAAGGGAGGUAUAUUACUAAGCGAGGACAGAGCAAUAUCAGAGUCUUCUGAAGAUGCUUGUAGACAUAAAGCUACUUCGAAAGAAGGAAGGCAAGAGAACAUAUUUGAAUCUAAAAACGGUUCUGGAAUUUCAAUACUCGAGGAUAAAACCAAAACUGCAACAAGUUCGAGCAACUUAGGGCCAGAGUUGAUUGUUGAAGGAAGGCCAGCUAACGUGCAAAGUGAUUCCAGUGGUGAUAAGGAAAUACCAUUAGAUUGUUUAUCUGAAACUUCUGGAAGCAGCAAUACCAAAGCUAAUAGUGCACCACACCUACCUGGAUCAAAACAGCAUAGAUCACCAAAAUCAGUUGUGAAGCCAGUGACUGAACACUCAUGUCCAGACACAGGGAGAAAGGGCCAAUUUGCUGAUGAAUCCAAGGUUGGUAGACUGAAAGAUGACAAUCCUGAACAAGGACACAAUGGAAAUUCAAGCAUGGGACUCAGGAAGAUUAUGGGUCUUAUGAGGUCACCAAAAUUUGAUCGUGCAGUAGCAACUAAUGAUAAGCAGAAAAAAAUCAAGAUGCUAUUUCCAUAUGACGAGUUUGUGAAGUUCUUUCACUCUGAUUUUUCCAACCUGUCACCUAGAGGCUUUAUAAAUUGUGGAAACAGUUGCUAUGCAAAUGCUGUGCUGCAAUGUUUAACUUUCACAAAGCCUCUGACUAUCUUUUUGCUUCGUAGAUCACAUUCAAGACACUGCCGUGCUAAAGAUUGGUGUCUUAUGUGUGAACUGGAGAAGCAUGCAACUAUGUUGACAGAAAGUGGAGGUCCUGUGUCGCCUAGCAGACUCCUUACAAACAUGCGAAACAUUAAUUGCCAAAUUGGUGACGGAAGUCAGGAAGAUGCACAUGAGUUCUUAAGGUUUUUGGUUACUUCAAUGCAAUCUAUAGGCCUCGAGGGUUUGGAUGGAGAAAAUGUGGUGGACACUAGAUUGCAGGAAACGACCUUUAUACAUCACACUUUUGGUGGAUGCCUUAGGUCUAAGGUCAAAUGUCUUAGAUGUCAUAAUGAGUCAGAACGGUAUGAAAGCAUUAUGGAUCUAACAUUAGAGAUAUUUGGAUGGGUUGAAUCUUUGGAAGACGCAUUAACUCAGUUCACAAGUGCAGAAGAUUUAGAUGGAGAAAAUAUGUAUAGAUGUGGAAGGUGUGCUGCUUAUGUCCGAGCCCGCAAACAGUUGAGCAUACAGGAGGCUCCAAAUAUCUUGACAAUUGUCUUGAAAAGAUUCCAGGAGGGGAAUUAUGGAAAGAUAAAUAAGCGUAUUACUUUUCCAGACAUGCUGGAUAUGAUCCCUUUCAUGACUGGAACAGAUGAUAUUCCUCCACUUUACAUCCUCUAUGCUGUUGUUGUGCAUUUAGAUACACAGAGUGCAUCUUUUUCUGGGCAUUAUGUUGCCUAUGUGAAGAAUCUACAAGGAAUCUGGUUCAGGAUUGAUGACACUGAGGUCCAGCCAGUGCAUAUGAGCCAAGUCAUGUCAGAAGAAGCUUAUAUUUUAUUUUAUAUGAGGUCAUGCCCUCGCCCGGCAAAAACAUAUACCGGAAAACCUAUUCGACAGCAAGCCCAAGGUCUUUCAAAGCACUGGUCAUCAAAAACUCAAACAUUAUCAGGAAAAGAAGAAACUAGAUUUAGUGGGAAGUCUCUCAAUGCAUAUCAUUCAUCUGAUCAUAAGCCAGCAACAUCUAUGUGCUCUACCAAAGGGAUUGUUAACAGUUUAAAUGGAGAUAAUCUACCAUUUGAUGGAAUUCAUGGAAAGUCGAGAAAGAUAGAGUUCUUAGAUGCCAACUCAAGUGACUGGUCCAUUUUUACCAGCUCAGAUGAUGCAUCCUUCACCACUGAGAGUACUAGAGACUCAUUCAGCACGGUGGAUUAUGCUGAUGGAGGCAAUAUGGAUCCCGUGUCCUCGAUCUUCAACACGGUAUAUAUGUCGGAGUAUUCCUCUCAUAGAACUGUAUCAUGUUGCAGUUAUGACAGCAGUAGAUCCCACAAAAGAUAUGCUUCAGUGGAGAAUGGGUUCGUUUUUGAUUCUUCAAUCUCAAAUCAAUCUCUUGAAAAAAGUUUACAUAUUGGAAACGACUGGAGGCAUGUCAAUGCACCUUCAGUAAGAGCUCCGCCUUAUGUUUAUGUAGGAGAUGAGGACAACUAUGAAGAUGCUACUUUUCAAACUUCUAAUCAUUGUAAAUUUUGAUGCGUAUUACAAGUGAUUAGAUGAGUAAUUAGGUAGUUAAAACUGGGCCUCCAUAACAUUUCAAUAUUUUGUUGAAAAGGAGGCGCAGAAUUACAUAUCGCAGUGAAGCGGAUUUUCUUGUAUUUUGUAGUUGCAUAUUACAUCUACAAUUAGUGUUUUUCGCUUUAUA